Messenger RNA from Pteronotus mesoamericanus, 2011 nucleotides. RefSeq names its product ubiquitin conjugating enzyme E2 G1 (gene UBE2G1). The record is from RefSeq and is a predicted model, not a curated record. Gene Ontology annotation, molecular function: ubiquitin conjugating enzyme activity. Gene Ontology annotation, biological process: ubiquitin-dependent protein catabolic process; protein polyubiquitination. The coding region runs from base 365 to 877 and encodes 170 amino acids. The transcript has 6 exons. NCBI's taxonomy places the organism in Eukaryota, Metazoa, Chordata, Mammalia, Chiroptera, Mormoopidae.
GGCAGUCCCAGCGCGCCUGCGCGGAGCGACCCUACGCGCAGUGAGGCUGUAGCGGGGGAAGGCACCGGUGGGGCCGACGGGCGGGCUGAAGAAGGGAAGCAGGCGAGCGAAGUCCCAGUGCGCGCCGCGGCGGCCCGGGUACCCUCCCCUUCCGGGCGUGAGGCGCUGCGAGGAGAGCUGAACCGAGCGGACUCAACACCGGCAGCGAGGCGCCGCUACCGUCGCCCCAGUCCGGCCUCCCUCGGCCUCGGCGUUCCCGUCGUGGGGGCCCGGUUUCCUCAGCACAUUCAGCUCCAGCAGCCUGCAGAGCCUGUCCCCAGCCCUUCGAAAGCCCCGGCGCCAGCCCGGGCCCUUGGCGGGGAGGAUGACGGAGCUGCAGUCGGCACUGCUACUGCGAAGACAGCUGGCAGAACUCAACAAAAAUCCAGUGGAAGGCUUUUCAGCAGGUUUAAUAGAUGACAAUGAUCUCUACCGAUGGGAAGUCCUUAUUAUUGGUCCUCCAGACACACUUUAUGAAGGUGGUGUUUUUAAGGCUCAUCUCACUUUCCCAAAAGAUUAUCCCCUCCGGCCUCCUAAAAUGAAAUUCAUUACAGAAAUCUGGCACCCAAAUGUUGAUAAAAAUGGUGAUGUAUGCAUUUCUAUUCUUCAUGAGCCUGGUGAAGAUAAAUAUGGUUAUGAAAAACCAGAGGAGCGCUGGCUCCCCAUUCACACCGUGGAAACCAUCAUGAUUAGUGUUAUUUCUAUGCUGGCAGACCCUAAUGGAGACUCACCUGCUAAUGUUGAUGCUGCGAAAGAAUGGAGGGAAGACAGAAAUGGAGAAUUCAAAAGGAAAGUUGCCCGCUGUGUAAGAAAAAGCCAAGAGACUGCUUUUGAGUGACAUUUAUUCAACAGCUGUAACUUCACUUAUUUCAGGGUCUCCAAUUGAGAAACAUGGCACUGUUUUUCCUGCACUCUACCCACCUAUUGCUGGACUUCUGUUGUAACAAGUUGGCAAACACUGGCUGGAACUGGGCUGCAAUAAAACACGCCAGUAUCAAUGCUGACAAGAGCCUAACAAGUGCCAACUUACAGAUGAUUACGCAUUUUGAAUUCUAAUGAACUGUUUUAACCUUCAGGAAGAAUUGUAAAGACCUGUACAUAGCACAACAUGAUCCGGAUAAUAUAUAUACUGUUCAUGUACAUCCACAAAUACACCUUGUACCAAAUAAUGCUUUCUUGUAGUGGAAUAAGAAUCGUGUACAUUCUAAAAGAUUUUAGCAAGUUUUCUUCCCCUACUCAUUGUUUCUUAUGUUUUAAAAGACUCUUUAAAGCAUGUCAGAUGAAAAGCAAUUAGGAUUAAAAGUUUCCAUUUAAUUUCCUUUAAACCAUUGAGGCUUCAUUAAACUCUUUUCAUUUACUAAAUUUUUGUAUCUUCUUUGUUUUGACACAGUCCCCUCUAUGUUUAUCUUUAUCUCUUCUAUCUGCCAGAAAGUUUUCAAAUCACUUAGUUCAAAUACUGAAAUACUUAAUAAGCAGCUACUUGAUUUUUAAUGAUGACUUCAGAGGAGUGGUCAUCACUAGGUGCUCUGUCCUUUUUGUAUUCCAGUUGCACCCAUCACUUGGAUUGGAUGUAGCAAUAACAUAUUUUGGCUGUUGAGAGCUCUUGAACUGUCAUUAUUCCCAGGAACUAGAAAGAGUCGGUUCUGAAUUCACAUACUGAAAUUUAUCCUAAAUUAUACAAAAUUCUGAUUUGGUUUUAUUUUUACCCUCCAGUUACCUAAUGUUAAGGUUCAAUGAAUAAAGCAUGCACAGCUACAGGCUUUGUACUUCUGGGUUUGCUAUUAAAAAUGCUAUUUUGCCUCAUACCCUUCUUCUCAGCCCUUCAUAUUUCUUUGCCUCUAUUCUUCUAUACUGCAGAUUUUUCUCACUUAUUGUACAAAGAAAUUGCGAUGUAUAUUUUCAUGUAAUUUGAUUUUGGAAUUCUGUCACCUUAUGUAGUGAGUUCUUCCAAAAUAUAAUUUUUUUCCAAUAA